ACCCACAAUGACAGUGCCUCCCAGCUGAUACUUUGAUGGAGGCCGCGAUAUACGACGAUUUUGACGUGUACUCCCCUUUCGAUUUCGAUAUUGCGCUCGACACGACUAUAGUCCAGUCGUCCCAGAGUAUUCAUGCUGCAGGCGUUCUUGAUUCGCCGUUUGCUUUACCCCCCAAUAUUCCUGCGAGCCCGGAUGCACUCCCAUCGGAUAUCCAUGCGAAUAAUAUAACAUAUAGCUUCGGAGUUCAAUACGUACACGAGACUGAUCUGUGGAAUAGUUGUUUCGCUCAUUUCAAGCGCCAGUCAAGAUUCUGCUUCGCCCCUCGGAAAAUAUUCGACCAGCUCCAUCAACUAACUUCUCCCGUCGACAAAAUCCUAGGAACCAAUGCUUGUCCAUCAUCGAUGGAUAUUGUACUGAUACAGCAGCAUAUCAAAACACUCGAAAAACAGUACAAAACACUUGAAGAUGAUUUGUGCGUUUUACGCCUGGUGCUGCAGCAGUUAUCAAAGGAAGAAUGGGCUUUGGCGAACUACAUGGAUUUACACAGGUCUCUCCUUGUAUCUUCCGACCAGCGACUAGCUUUCAUUGCUCCACGAGUUCCCUCUGUCUCGAUGAGCCCGUCUCAAGUCUAUAUAAAGUAUAUCGCAUUCGAGUUCACCUCUGAAAACACCGACUUAAAACUACUUCCCGCUGCCAAGUACACUAUUCGUUUUCCCGUGGUUCAAUCUCUCGGCCCAACCCUAGACCGGAUAGAGGAGCUUAUAGAAGCAGGAGACCGACCCUCUACAGGAGAAGCGUGCAAAAUACAAGAAAUUCUACAGGUGGCUGAGCCUGCGUAUCGUAACGUCGGCCAAAACAUCUUUGCCCUGGAAAAUGUCACGGACAGAGUCGAAUUGGAACUUCGAUUUAUUCACCAGAAUAUUUUUCUGCAUUCCGCCCUGUUGGCGCCUAUUAAUAGAGUCCCCGACGAGGUCCUCAGGGAGAUAUUCUCACGUUGUUUUGUUCUUGCUGAGGAAUCGCUGGAAGAGAGUGAUCCGGUUCUAGUGCCUUUUGUACUUGGAGCCGUCAACACUCGAUGGCGGUCAAUUGUGAAACUGUGUCCCCUCCUAUGGUCGGCAGUCCGGAUAUACUUGGAUAUUUCGAUGUUCCCUUCGCACGCCUUGAGCGUUCUUUCAGUGUGGUUGAAGCGCGCUGGGUCAACUGAACCCCUAUCCCUGAAGAUCAUCUUUAGGAAUAGUUGGUUGUCAUCCUCAUAUUACUCCAAUAAUGACAAGAACAGAAGUGACCUUCAAAUGCGGGUUGAGGCUAAUAUUGCCAUCACCAUUGCUAUCCUUCGUAAAAGUGCAGUGCGAUGGUACAAACUGGAAUUCAUCAAUUGUCCUGCGCAUUUACUGCAAUCUUUCUUUGAAGCCCCGCAUGCACAAACGCCAAACCUACAGUUUCUUACCUUGGAAGGUGGGAGAAUGUACACAGGUCCGUCUGCUUUAGUCACACCAGACUCCCCGUCUCCGUGUUGGGAAAUGCCAAAUGGAGCCCAUUUUCCACAACCGGGGUGUCCUUUGGAACAAUUUCUCACAAUUUUUGAACUCUCAAGUAUUCGAAGUUUGGAGCUGACUGAAGUUACCCUCCUGGACUUUGAGCACACUUUGGAAUUCAUCUCCCUCUGUGUAUCUCUUGAAAGGUGCAAGGUCAGCUUCAGUUCCGAGUUCGAUCGCAGAUCCACAGUACACGUUCCCCUGUCAAACCUUGUGUUGCCCAAUAUGCUGGAUUUGUCUUUGUCCUUGGAAAAACCGGAUCAAUUCUUGCGUCGCCUGAUUCUUCCUCGACUCCAUCACCUCAGAGUUUGCACUGUAGGAGAAGCUAUAGAACAAGCGAACGACAUGGAUUCUGUCCAGGAGAUGUUUGACCGCUCUAAUCUUUUCUGCACUUCGAGAGGUUCAAACGUAGGCUGGUAUGAUUUUCACACUAUACCUUUAUCCAUCAAUUCACUGAGCAAAGUUUGAAUUUCGAACCAUCCAUAUGUAUGUGCCAAUUACUACACUUAGAUAUAGGCGUGUGUAAAUUACUUUGACGCUUGAAUGCUAUCCGGCCCGGCAUGUCCAGUAAGCGCCCGGGAUGG
Messenger RNA from Lentinula edodes (shiitake mushroom), 2119 nucleotides. RefSeq lists its product as uncharacterized. The record is from RefSeq and is a predicted model, not a curated record. The transcript is spliced from 4 exons. Bases 36 to 2003 code for a protein of 655 amino acids. NCBI's taxonomy places the organism in Eukaryota, Fungi, Basidiomycota, Agaricomycetes, Agaricales, Omphalotaceae.